GACCGCGCGGGCACUGGGUCAGACAUUGGAUCGUCUGACUGGACAGCGGGCAUCGGGUCACCAGGCAUCAAGUCAUUUGGCUCGACAGCGAGCACCGCGUCAUCUGGCAAGGCAGUGGGCUCCGAGUCAACAGGCACGACAGUGGGCACCGGGUCAUCAGGUACCGGAUUGUCUGGCUCGACAGCGGGCAUCGGGUCACCAGGUAUGACAGCGGGCACUGGGUCACCAGGCAUCAGGUCAUUUGGCUCGACAGCGGGCACCGCGUCAUCUGGCAAGGCAGUGGGCUCCGAGUCAACUGGUAUGACCGCGGGCACUGGGUCAGACAUUGGAUCGUCUGACUGGACAGCGGGCAUCGGGUCACCAGGCAUCAGGUCAUUUGGCUCGACAGCGGGCACCGUGUCAUCUAUCAAGGCAGUGGGCUCCAAGUCAACAGGCACGACAGUGGGCACCGGGUCACCAGGCAUUGGAUCGUCUGGCUCGACAGCGGGCAUCGGGUCACCAGGCAUCAGGUCAUUUGGCUCGCCAGCGGGCACUGCGUCAUCUGGCAAGGCAGUGGGCACCGAGUCACCAGGUACGACAGCGGGCUCUGAGUCAAUUGGCACCGGAUCAGGUACCGGAUCAUCUGGAUCAACAGCGGGCAUUGAGUCAAACUGGCCUAAUAGGAUCGUCAGGCUGGAUCAGUUCAUCAUGCUGGGUAGAGGCAUCAGGCUG
Molecule: messenger RNA, 711 nt
Organism: Staurois parvus
Lineage: Eukaryota; Metazoa; Chordata; Amphibia; Anura; Ranidae
Source: the annotation of a GenBank genome assembly